Molecule: messenger RNA, 3954 nt
Organism: Paecilomyces variotii
Lineage: Eukaryota; Fungi; Ascomycota; Eurotiomycetes; Eurotiales; Thermoascaceae
Exons: 5
Coding region: 1-3954 (1317 amino acids)
Biological process (GO): nuclear division
Cellular component (GO): cytoplasm; nucleus
Molecular function (GO): mRNA binding
Source: RefSeq, a predicted model, not a curated record
AUGUCAGCUGAAGCGCCUGGUCUGAUCGUCAACGGCGGAUCGGCUGCCACAAAAUCACCGGCUGCUCUGUUGGAGGAGCAGCACGCACGCGAUGAAGCUCACAAGGUGACAGUGGAGGAUGUACCGGACGAGGAUGAAAUCCAGCAUCCUCCUCCCGCUGCAUCGGAAGUGAAGCCGGAUUCCGCUUCCGGUAGCGCAACAACUGCUGCUGCACGGAAGAAAGCACCAGCUUUCGAUGUGAAGUCCGAGGAAUUGUUUCCUGCUCUGGGAGGCGGUCCCAAGCCUCGAGCUGCUGCUGUUCCGACGACUUGGGGUGCUAAGAAAUCUUCAGCUGCUGCAGUAGCAAACGGCCUGGCCAAUGGCUCACAGGCUUCCGCUGCUACAGGUACGCAGGGUUUCGGUGUCAGUGAUGCACCAAAGAUCAUGACACUUCCUGGGAAGCAUGUGGAGCAGCUCCGCCUUGCGCCUUCGCAGAUGCUUCCCCGUGGCCAGCUCAAGAAGCCACUUCGCGACCUUCUUAGAGACAUCAGCAAGCGCUCGAAGGCUACUGUUGAUAUGCGUAGUGGGCCAGGUGGUUCCAUAAUCUUCGAGGGCAAGGGAUCAGUGGAUGCGGUUAGACAGGCCCUGAAGGACGUCGCACAGCAGGUUGGAUCUAAGCAAUCUGUCCGAGUGCCUAUCCCAGCUUCAGCCCGGCCCCACAUUAUCGGUCGCCAGGGUGCAGUUGUCCAAGAUAUCCAACAGCGGACUGGUGCUCGAGUGCAGGUACCCCGAGCUGAGGAAUCGCCGGCUGGAGAAGAGGACGACGACGACGUCACGAUUGACGUCCUGAUUGAGGGAGAUGCUGUUGCAGCGGAAAUGGCUCGACGAGAAAUAGAAGCUAUUGUCAAGGAACGGGCAUCCAAUAUCAGCUUGCGCCUGAAGACCAUUCCCCCAGAGUUCUUCCCAUUCCUCGCAGGUCCUCACAACACCAAUCUCAAUGAGAUUGAGGAACGCACAAAGGCUCAGAUAAGGGUUCCCCGCUAUGAUACAUGGACGACACAACCGCCACCCCAGGAAGCUGUCCCUGGUCAGAUCAACUUCGUCCCUGACCCCAGUACGCACAUCCUUAUUUCGGGUGAACGUUCUGCGGCCCAGGAAGCGCGAGCUGAAAUCGAGCGACGUGCUGCUGAGCUGCAGCGUCAACUCACACUAAGACAAUUGGCUAUCAACCGUGGCCAACAUCAGUUCAUCUUGGGUGACGAAGCUGAUGCACUACACCGUUUCCUUGCGGAAACCGGUUGCGCUAUCAUCUUGCCUCCAGAGUCUGACGAGAGCGAGUUCCUAACUAUCACCGGACCACCUGAGCACAUCGAUGUUGGUGUCAACCGUGCUAUGGAUCUCGCCACCAGCAUGCAGAUGGCAAGCAUCGACCUGUCCCGGCAACAUCCUAACGCACCUGUGGGCCCCCACGCUCAUGCGCGCGCUCUUACGUCGUAUCUGCAGCAGCGCCAGAUCAUUAGACAUCUGGAAUCGCUGUACGAUGCCCGUAUUGUGCUGCCACCGACCACAGAUGGGCCAGUGACAUGGGAGGUGUAUUCCAGGGAUGGAAAGAAUACUAUCCGGGCUCGUUCUGAUAUCAUGGGCUUGGUUCAAGCCCAUCCCCCAUCGAGAAUCCGCCCUGUCUCCGUAGACCCUUACUUCCACCCUUAUCUCCGUUCCCGGAGUUCCUCUCAACUGAAGAAUGACUUCGGUGUCCAUCUGAUCGUCCCAGACGAUGUUGAUAGCCCUAAUGUCUUCUUGGUCUAUGAGGGCCCCUCCGCAACAAGCCCAGAGUACCAGCCGCCAAGACAACGACCAUCAGCUGAGGAAGUCGCUGCUUUUGAAAGAAGCCUGCGGGAAGCCCAGGAACACAUUCUGAGUAUCCUGGGAGACCAGCAGAACGUCGUCGCCAAAUCGGUCAAUGUACCUGCGAAAUACGCUGAAAAGCUUCGGAGGUUUGUCGCCCGUGAACAGCAGGCUAAGGGUGAAGAUCACAUCCCCGUCCGUGUCAUCAUUGGCGAGCCAAGUGAACGCAACGGAGCUCAGAAAGCUGCUCCUCAGUGUGAAGUUUCUCUCCGUGGUCGCUCCAAUUCUGUCGAAGAUCUGGCCUCGAAGAUCGAUACAUUUGUCGUUGAGCAGGAAAAGGAUGAUCUAGAGAGGGGAUAUACCACUAGCUUUGAUUUCCCUCAGAAAUUCGCCAACUUCCUCAUUGGGAAGAGGGGUGAGAACAUCAAUAAGCUUCGUGAUGAGUUCGACGUGGAUAUCAAGGUCGAGAACGGAAAAGUUGAGGUCAAAGGACCAAAGGCCAAGGCUGAUGCUGCGAAGAGCCGGAUUAUUGCUCUGGGAAGGAAGCUUGAAGACGAGACAACUCACGUCCUCAAGGUUCCGCCGCAGUACCAUCGUGACCUGAUUGGUCAAAAGGGUAGCCAGGUUAACCGCCUUCAGGACCGGUACAAUGUUCGCGUACAGUUCCCUCGUGCUGCCGUGUCAGCGCAGGUCAAUGACGACCAGUCUGUUGCGGACACUGCAAGCGAAGUAGGCGGAGGACGGCCUCAACGACCGCAGCAGGCACCUGACGAAGUGAUUGUGAAGGGUCCCCGUAAAGGCGCUGAUGCCGCAAGAGAUGAGAUUCUUAGCUUGCUGCAAUGGGUUAUUGACCACUCUCACUCUGCUUCUGUGUCUGUUGCUCAGGCCCAAGUCCCGUCUCUCAUCGGCCAGCGUGGUCGUGAGAUGGACAAGCUGAGGGCCGACACUGGUGCUCAGAUUGAUGUUCCCAGCGCUAACGACACUCCGGAUGCGUCGGGUCGCGUUGAAAUCAAAAUCAAGGGCACCAAGAAGCAGGUUGAGGAGGCAAAGAAGAUCCUUCAGCAGCGUUCCAAGGAGUUCGAUGCUAUUGUCACCAAGACGAUUGAUGUUGACAAGAAGUAUCACAAGGCUCUGAUCGGCGCAGGUGGUGCGAAUAUCCGCAAAAUUGUUGUUGAUGCUGGUGGUCCCAACGACGGUAGCGCCGCUCGUAUUGUCAAGUUCCCCCGUCCAGAAAGCAAUGAUAGUACGAUUAAGCUUGAAGGCAACGGGGCCGUCGUUGACAAGAUCGUUGCUGCUAUUCAGGACUUCGUGAAGGAGCGAGAGGACCAAGUGACCGCUACAAUUGAUGUGCCUCAGUCACAGCAUCGCCUGCUCAUAGGCCGUGGCGGUGACACCAGAAGAGACUUGGAGUCCAAGUUCAACAUCACUCUGGACGUCCCUAAGCAGGGAUCGGGCCGUUCUGACGUGAGAAUUAAGGGCCCCAGCAACGCCGUCGAGGGAGCCAAGGAGCAUAUCCUAACCUUGCUCAAGGAACAGCAAGGCGAAACUGUUGAAGUACCGAAGCAUCUUCACCACGCUAUUUCGGAGAAUGGCUCAUUCUUCCGUCGCCUUCGCAAUGAUUACCACGUGACGGUCGAUCAUGCCGGUCAUCAGAUCCCGCCAAAGCCCAGCGUGGAUUCUCGCAAUGGCACGAAUGAUUCAGCUUCGCUUCCUUUGAUCACUGAUGAGCCAGGCGCGGCUGCAGACGCUCACUCCUGGAAGGUCGUUGACAACAGUUCCGUUGCGGCUGAUCCUUCGCAGCAGUCCACGAUUCCAUGGGUUCUCAGCGGCUCGUCUGAAAAUGUUUCCAAGGCAAAGGCUGCCUUGGAAAAGGCCAUCGCAAGUGCAUCCCAACAGUCGGCUACUGGCUACCUCAUCUUGCCUGACCCCAAGACAUACCGCUUCGUUGUUGGACAAGGAGGUAGCCAGAUCAACUCCAUCAGGAAGAAGACCGGCUGCCGCAUUAAUGUGCCCAAGGACCAGGCAAAGGGAGAAGCAAUUGAGAUCAAGGGAUCUAAAGAGAGCGUGGAGCAGGCCAAGGACCUGAUUCUGGAGGCCGUCCAGGCAGGUUUGAAUGGCACCUCGAGAUGA